Molecule: messenger RNA, 1413 nt
Organism: Pollicipes pollicipes
Lineage: Eukaryota; Metazoa; Arthropoda; Thecostraca; Pollicipedomorpha; Pollicipedidae
Product: receptor for activated C kinase 1A-like
Exons: 11
Coding region: 1-1125 (374 amino acids)
Molecular function (GO): protein binding
Source: RefSeq, a predicted model, not a curated record
AUGUCCAAGCACACCUACCUCUCCUCGGCCUCUGCGUCGGUGACCCGCCGGGGUUCAUUGGCCGGCUCCGCAAGAUCAGUGUCAAUCGUGAAGCUCCAGGAGCCAGAGUUGGUGCUGAAAGGAGCCAUCAAGCCUCUGAAGGCGCUCAUGCCUGCCAGGCACGCCACCGGCUGCUACUCUGCCCGAUUUUCUCCAAAGGGAGACGUUCUCGCAGGAGGAUUUGGCAACGGGGCCGUCCUGCUGUAUGAGAAGGACGACGAGGGCCUGUACACGAGGCAGAGCACGUUGCGCAAAGGCUCGCGCUACGCGGAUGACACGGUCAUGGCUGUACGCUUCCAUCCCAAGGAGACGCAGUACCUCUACUCGUGUGCGGUGGUUGGCACGGUAUUCAAGCAUAAUCUGGCAGGUGGCGCGGACGAGAAGUGCACGAAGUUCUGUGACGAGAACAACAACCGGAUCAACGCCAUCGACUUAAACAUGACCGGUGAAUUUCUGGCCUCCGGAGGAAAGGACCUCAAUAUUCGUAUAUACGACACCAAAACACAGGAGCUUAAGCAGGAGUACACUGGCUUCCACAUACACAGCGUCGACAAGGACUCAGGAGGGCACGCGCUCAGCGUGUACUGCAUCAAGUUCCACCCGGACCAACGGGAGGUCCUCCUCACUGGCGGCUGGGACGACACCAUCAAGAUAUGGGACAUGCGGACGGAGCCGGGGCUGGUCGGCUCGCUGGGAGGGCCUCACAUCUGCGGCGAGGCCAUCGACAUCAGGGGAGAGACGGUGGUGAGCGGUUCGUGGCAGGCGGAGCAAGCCAUCCAACUGUGGGACCUACGCGAACGGCGACCCAUCAAGUCUCUCGGCACCUCACACGACACCAAGCUGCAGGGGGAUAACCUGUACUCGGUCCAGUUCGCCCGCACCGAUCCGGACGGCAACCACGUGAUCGCGGCUGGUUCGGGCACCAACAGCUUCCAGUACAUCAACCACCGCACCGAGAAGGUGCUCGGUACUGGCACCACGGAGAAGCCAUUCCACACCGUAGACAGCUACGGCCGGACCCUGGUGGCGGCCGGCGGCGACGGCUGGAUACGCUUGCUGCACGUGCCACGGCACCAGCACACCUGAAGCUGCAGACUUUGACACAAAUGAGGCUGUAUCUGCCACGACACGAGCGUAUUCGAGGCCGCACGUGUCAUGACACCCACACACCUGAUACGUAUGUGCCACAAGACCAACAUGCCUGAUGCCCCGUGCCACGAGACCAACACGCCUGAUGCCCCGUGCUACAAGACCAACACGCCUGGUACCCCGUGCUACAAGACCAGCACGCCUGGUGCCCCGUGCCACCGCACCGACACACACCUCGCGUCAGAGAUGGAGGUGGAGCAGCGGCGCCGGGUUCGAAUCCCUCAC